Molecule: messenger RNA, 1215 nt
Organism: Seriola aureovittata
Lineage: Eukaryota; Metazoa; Chordata; Actinopteri; Carangiformes; Carangidae
Product: peroxisomal membrane protein PEX13-like
Exons: 5
Coding region: 77-1141 (354 amino acids)
Source: RefSeq, a predicted model, not a curated record
ACUGUUGUGCCAGUAGUAGUUUCUUGGGAAAAAUUGCAGGGCAGACAUCCUGAGUUUAUCCACCUACUGAGACAAAAUGAUGAUGUUUUGGAUUUCAUGUCUACUGAUUGGAAGCAUCAGCUGUAGUCCCUUACCAAAAGAGUAUGGAUCAGAAGCUGCUCCUGCAGCAGCCUCAGAACCUUUAGAGGUGCCACUCCCUUACCGCCCUGGUAGCUGGAACAGAUGGGUGAGUUCUAUCGGCAGCAGCUCCCCUAAACCAAGUCUACCCAACCCAACCUCUGAAACUGGUGCUUCUGCCAGUGCUGUCCCUGGAAGUUCCAGCAGCCGCUACACUGGGGGCAGUGACUUCAACAGUGGGUACCUUAGUGUCAGGGAUGAGGCCUAUAAAAUCCCUGAGGUCAGUUACUAUGGGGCUUAUGCAGCCUCUGACCCUAGUGGAUAUGGCACUGCAAGUGGCAUUUAUACUGGUGGUUAUGGUAGUUCAGCUAGUGGAUAUGGUGGCAGUGCUCCAAGUGGCAGUUAUGCUAGCCCAUCUAGUGGAUAUGACAGCAGUGCUGCAAGUGGCACUUAUACUGGUGGCUAUGCUAGCUCAGCUAGUGGGUAUGGUGGCAGUGCCCCAAGUGGAAGUUAUACUGGUGGCUAUGCUAGCCCACCUAGUGGAUAUUAUGGCAGUGCUCCAAGUGGCAGUUAUACUGGUGGCUAUGCUAGCCCACCUAGUGGAUAUGAUGGCAGUGCUCCAAGUGGCAGUUAUACUGGUGGCUAUGCUAGCCCACCUAGUGGAUAUGAUGGCAGUGCUCCAAGUGGAAGUUAUACUGGUGGCUAUGCUAGCUCAGACAGUGGCUAUGCAGGGAGCAGCUCUUAUGGGUAUGUUAGCCCUCAAGAUGAGGCCAGCUCUGGAUCUGCCACCAACACUGGUGCUGGUCUUGAGACCCCUGAGCCAGUCUUCAGUGACGUGUCUGACCUGGAGCCAGUCUACUCCUUCAGUUCUCGUUCAAGCUACCAGCGAGGAAGAGAGCUGUUUGCUCAAACCCGAUACACCCCAGGAGAGCCUGCUCCCCAUGUCAUGCCAGUAUCCAGACGCAUCAGCAAAACACCCACUCAAAGCGACUCUGCUGGAGCUCCAGCUAAAGGUGGCUUCUAGAGACUUUCUGGUCUCCAUGAUGUCUCACUGCUGCUUGGUUAUGAUCUGAUACCAAUAAACUGGUUUUCAUCAAA